AUGAGGAGACUAGUGUCAAGCAAAUACAAAAGUAUUGCAUUUGUUCUUGUUGCAGGAGGGCUUGGGAAACAUCUUAGAUACAAUAGAAUCAAGGUAGCACUUCUCAUGGAGACAACAAUAGGAACUUGUUUCUUACAACACUACAUAGACAAACUCAAGGUAAAGUUUAUGGAAGAAAGGAAUAUGAAGCCACUUGAUUUAAAUCUUCCAUCAUUAUCAGCAAGAUGCCAUAAAGACUUGGAGUUGAAUUUGGCAUUAUCAGCAUUUUCUCAAAUUACCCCUUACCUAGUUGGAAUUUGA
Messenger RNA from Lactuca saligna, 300 nucleotides. Lineage: Eukaryota; Viridiplantae; Streptophyta; Magnoliopsida; Asterales; Asteraceae. The record is from the annotation of a GenBank genome assembly.